AUGGAGAAAAACAGUAAUGAGAAUGUUAUAAUGGAUUUUCGUAUUCCGAGUACCAAUGUAGAAGAUUUAGGAGUUGAUGAGUUCCAAUACCAAGAGGAGAAUAUUAAUACGAUGUCUGUCGGCAUUAUGGAGGAGAACUUGAGGGCAGAAAAGAGGACGAGACCAGAAGAUGAAGGUGAAUGGACUGUAGUAGGUAAAGAAAAAAAAGCAAAGCCGGUGUACAAUAAAAUAGAAAUUUAUAUUACAAGUACGGAAAUAUUACCUAAGCAGUUUGCUAUGGCAAAGUUACUUAAAAAUAACGACAUUAUGGAUAUUGACAGACUCAAAUAUAUUAACCCCUACAAAAUUCGAUUGGAUAUGAAUAAUGAAAUGUGUGCGGAUAAAUUGGAGAAUUGUGAGGAGUUUCUUAGAAAAGGAUGGAGAAUUUACAGAGCGAUGGAGAAAGAUAUUUCUUAUGGUUUAAUAAGAGACGUAGACCUAGAACUGUCGAAUGAUGAAAUUCUUUCGCGGAUCACAUGCCCUAAUCGGGUGGAAAUAAUUUCUGUGUCCCGGUUGAAACGUCGUUGUACUACUGAUGGAAGUGGUUGGACGCCUAGUGGAUGUGUUCGCAUUAGUUUUAGAGGGGCUUACUUGCCGUCUUAUGUAUCAGUAGAUGGCCUAAAAAUUAAUGUAGACAGACGAGCCUUGACUAUGUAUGUUCCACCUGAGUCACCUUGUAUACAGAUUGAUACACCGUUUUCUAAUUCUUUAGAGAAUAUUACAUCUAAAAAUCUCUCAAAUCAUGAAACAAGGGCAUCUACAAAGGAAGUAUCAUAUGCUGAAAUUAUGAAGCCUAAAGUUGGUAGACUCACACAAGACAAUGUAGAUAGAUCUCAGGGAACGUCGGCUAGCGUACUUAAACCCCCAAAGGAGAAACAUAAGAGACGGAAGCAAGACAGAGAGGACAUUUCAAUUGCGGAAGAAGACACGGUAGACUCAGAUGACGAAAAAGUGUCCGAGAAAGAAGAAAAAAUAAUGGCAUUUAGUGAUCUCGUAAACAAACUAAAAGAUAUCGUAUUUUUAAGAGGCGACUUCAAUGGCCAUCACACCAAUUGGUCUAAUAAGACUGACACAAGGGGAUUACAAAUAUUAGACGCUCUCGAAGAGCAUUCAUUAGCUUCGUUAAACGAUGGUAGUCCUACUCGUAUAAGUUUAGUCAAUGGUCAUCUUAGGCAAACAAGUCCAGAUAUUUCUUUAGUUUCCACUGAUAUCUUUUUACAUUUUAAUUGGGCUACAUUAAAUGAAUCGUUGGGAAGCGAUCAUUUAAUGAUAAAAAUUUCAACAGAGUUUUAUGGUUCUCCUAUUAUAUCUCGUCGUAAUUAUAAAAGAGCUGAUUGGCCUAAAUAUAAAAAUAUGUUAGAGGUACUGUUUAAAGACUUCUUUUACUGUGAGGAUAUACAGGCGUGUUAUGAUAAUUUUGUAAAUUACUUAAAUAAAGCUGCUGAUAUUCACAUUCCGUAUACUAAAAUCAAUCCUAAUCCGUCAAGCAAAUUUUCUCCCAAGCCAUAUUGGAACCCUAGCCUUUCUAAAUGUGUUGCAGAGCGUCGGUUAGCUUUGACCAAAUUUAGACGCAAUCCAGUGCCGUAUAAUUUGGAUAUUCUGUACAACAAAAUACGGGAAUCUCAAAGAGAGAUACGUAAGGCCGAUUCUAAAUCAUGGCAAGAAUUUUGCACAUCUAUGGAUGAUGCUUCCGAUGAAAGUGAAGUUUGGCACAAAAUGAAGUGGUUCAAAGGACGUGCAAUAUCAAAAAAUCAUGUUAAUAAGGAACAUUGUAUUAAGCUUUUGGAGAGACUUACACCUGAUUAUGCAUCUUGUGCCGAACCUACAUUUUCAUCCAAGAACAUAAUUUUGGAAAAUGAAAUAACUUUGCAUGAAUUACAUAAUUCCUUGAAAAAUAAAGACAGUUGCCCUGGAAGUAGA
Brenthis ino (lesser marbled fritillary) is the source of this 1959-nucleotide messenger RNA. Lineage: Eukaryota; Metazoa; Arthropoda; Insecta; Lepidoptera; Nymphalidae. The record is from the annotation of a GenBank genome assembly.